This is a messenger RNA of Megachile rotundata (alfalfa leafcutting bee), 1946 nucleotides long. RefSeq names its product prostatic acid phosphatase. Gene Ontology annotation, molecular function: phosphatase activity. The record is from RefSeq and is a predicted model, not a curated record. Gene Ontology annotation, biological process: dephosphorylation. Lineage: Eukaryota; Metazoa; Arthropoda; Insecta; Hymenoptera; Megachilidae.
AUAUCUUUAACGUGCACAACAAAAAAAAAUAUGAUAAUCCAUUAUAUGUAUAUCACAAGACAGAUAAAAUGAAAUUUAUAUUUAUAUUACAAUCAGCGAUGUUAUGUUUACGCAAUUUAUCAACGAUCUAAAGUUUGAACAAAAGCAGAUAUCGCGCUGAUAAAUUUCUUUAUUUGGAAAGUACUUUUGUUAGAUGAGUACCACUGUUAAAAUAACCCUUUUCUGUAAACAGAAAGAAAGGUUGGGAACCUACUGCCGACAUCGAGACAUUACACAAAACUAAAUUUCGCAACGCUAGUUUUUCAAACUUGUUGAUUAUUCGUAUUUCGUAUAUUCUGCACAUAUGUAAUCUAAACAUAUCUGGAAGAACACAUACAUGAUAUAUCUCACCAGAUGUUGGAACGCUCGCAGUAUUCCACAGGUUGCGGUAAAUAACAGAUCGAUGUCUUAUUCAAUUUCUACCUGAAGCCUCUUUAUCAGAGAGCUAAAAGUGUAAAAUCCAAAGAAAUUGAAAAUAUGAAGAGAAAUUUGUUCGUCGCUGUUUUAGCAUUCUAUAUCAUAAACUUAUCAUAUGCUCUAGAUGCAAAUGUGGGAACCAUCGUCUUCGCAAAUGUUCUAUAUAGACACGGAGAUAGGACCCCUGUAAGGUCAUAUCCUAAUGAUCCUUACAAUAACGAAAGCUUUUGGCCUGUUUCUUAUGGCCAGUUAACAAACCUUGGUAAGCAUCAACAUUUAUUGCUUGGUCGUUGGCUUCGAAAACGUUACUCGCAUCUUUUAAGCGACAUAUAUUCUCCAUACGAUAUUUAUAUCCAAAGUACCGACGUAGAUCGUACUUUGAUGUCAGCAGAAUCGCAUCUUGCUGGUCUAUACCCGCCAAGUGGCAAUCAAGUUUGGGACAGUAUCAAAUGGAUGCCUAUUCCCGUUCAUACUAUUCCAGAAGAUAAGGAUAACGUAUUAGCCGCUAAAAAGUAUUGUCCUAGAUACGAUUAUGAACUAAGGAAGGUUCUCGAUUCUCCAGAAUUAAAAAAAAUAGAGAAAGAAAAUAAAAAAUUAUACGCAUAUUUAACAGAGAAAACAGGAAAUAAAAUUUCUUCCUUAAGAUCCGUCGAACAAUUAUACGAUACGUUAUUUGUCGAGAAUUUGUACAACAAAACAUUACCAGAGUGGACAGAGUCAGUAUUUCCUGGCAAACUUAAAUCUCUCGCUGCGAAAAGCUUUACGGUUAGCGCUUACAAUAAAAUACUUCAAAGAUUAAAAUCAGGAUUAUUGCUCGGAGAAAUGAUAGAUCAUAUGGAAAAGAAAUCAAAAAAUGCAUUAGUGCCAGAUAGAAAAGUAUGGAUGUACAGUGCACACGACGAAACCUUAGCCAACAUGUUGAUGACUCUAAACGUAUUUGAUCCACACUGUCCUCCAUACACUGCUACGAUUCUGUUAGAAUUAAGAGUAAAUUUGAAAAAUCAGUAUUUUGUAACGGUUUCUUAUAAAAAUAAUAGCGACGAACCAGUACUUCUAACGUUACCUGGUUGCAUCGCAUUAUGCCCUUUAAAUCAAUUUAUUGCGCUAACAAAAGAUGUCGUGCCCAUAAAUUGGGAAGAAGAAUGUACAUUAAAGUGGGAUAAACUUGGAUAUAAUAUAAAUACAACGGCAGUCAUUGCGAUUCUGACGUCCUCGAUACUAAUGUUAGUUUUACUAGUGUUAUCUAUAAUUGGCUUUAUUUAUUGGCAUUAUAAACGAGAACACAACCAGUAUUACCUCCGGUUAACAACAGAUCCUAUAUAACUGAAUAUAUAGUAUAUACAUAUAGUAUUGCCAGAAUAAUGCGUAUAUUAUGUCUACCAUACAAUCAAUGUCUUCAUGAUUAGAUUAUUAACAAAACUAAAGAUAAAUUAGAAAUUCGUAUUUGAUUUUAUAUGCAUUUACAGAUAAAUUGCCGAUACGUGCAAAAG